Molecule: messenger RNA, 4507 nt
Organism: Harpegnathos saltator (Jerdon's jumping ant)
Lineage: Eukaryota; Metazoa; Arthropoda; Insecta; Hymenoptera; Formicidae
Gene: Acn
Product: apoptotic chromatin condensation inducer acinus
Exons: 9
Coding region: 138-2849 (903 amino acids)
Biological process (GO): RNA splicing
Cellular component (GO): ASAP complex; precatalytic spliceosome
Molecular function (GO): RNA binding
Source: RefSeq, a predicted model, not a curated record
CUCCGCGUUACAGCGAACCGACGAGUGAUCCGAGUUACGAGUCCGACGGAAUACGGACAUAUUCGCGUCGGAUUCGUCGCGUUUAACAGUCUCGGACUUUAUCUUCUGCCAAUUGGCGUUAGAUCGCGUCAUGCCAAAUGAAUAUGGAGGCGUACGUACGUAUGUGUAUGAGACGCAAGAGCGAAAGGAAUAAAACAAAGGGAUCUCCAGAGAAGAAAGCUGAGAAACCAACAAGAAAGUCGACGCGUAGGCGAGGCAGGAGAUCACCUUCCACUUCAUCCGAGCAAGAUGUCACGGCUGAGGAAGCAACUAGAAAUGUCGCUCAAGUCAAGGAGACCGAGAAAGAAAUAACUGUGCAAAUAUGUCUGAAUAUGCAGGAGAAGGAAUUGAAGGAGCCACAGCAAGGACAGGAGGAAGCAGUCACUUCUAGUGAGAGAAACUUGAAGGCUGAUUCGCCGGAAAAUGAGGGGGACCCUGGUGGUUCCGUAUGGAAAGUAGCUAGGGCGGAUGCGUCACCUGGCGAGAUACAGAAGUUGAAAUUAUGUAGGCAGCGCAACACCACCGACGUGUUAUCAGACACAUCAUCGAGUAGGAAAAGCAAGUCAAGCAAGUGGCAAGAAAGUGGUGAGGGCGUUGCAGAGGAGGCUGACUCGGCGGAUGAGCAACUGGUUUCUUGUACAAGAAUGCUCAGUAGUGCUGAACAGCCGAACGAUCCCUCCUCUUCAUACCCAGGUCAGGACUCCAACGAAGAGGUAAGUGAUAGCAAGGAGAUCCUGCCUGAAACCACUUCAGCCAACUUGUUGUCUGACGAUAAACCAAACAUAGAUCAGCAUGGUGAAUCAAAUGAGGCAAAUUGCGCUGCCCAAAUCGUUGAUAGCGAGCCCGGUAAGCCGAGUAGCACGACAACCGCGCCGGCUCCUGGCACAAACGGUGAUUAUCCGUGCGAGGAGACCACCGCUGCCGUCGCUGCCGAUGAUGAUGCUGCUGCUGCUGCUGCUACUACUACUACUACCACCACCACCACCACAACCACCACCAUCACGACUGACACCGUCUCUGACAUCGUCGCCGACACCGUCGCCGACACCGUCGCCGACACCGUCGCCGACACCGUCGCCGACACCGUCGCCGACACUGUCGCCGGCACUGCCGUUAUAUCAGAGGAAGAUAAACAUGUGGAAGAUACCAGCGAAAAAACGACGAAAACGUUUAACAAAGAGGAGAUUAGCGUAGAGAAUGCUCGUAAAGACACGAGCAGCGAGGAUGAGGAAGAUGAUAAGAUGAAGGAACGUCGUCCCGUGGAUACGUCAUCUGAAUCGAACGAUGAGUCGCGCGCCAAGAACAGCAGAAAUAGCGAGCGAUCGCCACCGCGCGCCUCGAUUCGCAGAAAACACCGGAACAAAUACAGGGAUUCGUCGAAUUCCGAUACAGCCGAUUCCGAAGACGAGCCGGUCGAUAGAAAGGUCUCCGAGUCUUACGUCGAGGAGGAGGAGGAAUUGGAAGAGGAGAAACCGAGCGCGGAAUAUUCACGGGAGGAUAAGGAACGAUCGUUGUCGCCGGAGAAAGGCAACUCGCACCCGAACAAUGUAGAAACGAUGGAGAUCGAGCAUUGCGAGACUGUUCAGCAUAAGCCCGAGGUCACGAGCGAAAAGUCGGAGCUAACAACCGUGUCGCCCGGCGUUCAGGCGGUCGCUCAGAAGCCUGUGAAAGUCAACUUGAAGAGAUCAUUCUCGGUGAGAAUAGCGACCGAGAAGAGCGAGGUGAAAAGAGACGAUACUAAUGUGAACGUCAAUGAGUCUUGCGGUCAAAAUAAGGAAAAUCACAACGGCAACGAACAGGAGCUGAAAUGCGUGCCCAGAAAACGUCGAUGGGGGAUCACGUUUUCCACGGACACAACUCCCUCGUUCUCUAUUUCAACCGAUUCGCUCAAGGCUUUGGUGCCGGGCGCAAAGCCAUUGUCCAUCAAUGAAGUCCGUCUGUCGAAGGACGACGAUGAGGACCGAGACCGCCACAGAAUCAACGACAAGCGGCACAAUUCCAGCGACAGUUUAAACGACAACAAGACAACGGACGAGAAUCUGCAGAAGAACGGCGCUGCUAAGAAAGGCAACGCUAAAAUAGACAAUCACAUCGCAACGAGGCGGAAGAUAUCGAUCGUGAAGGAGAUGCCGCACGUCAAAUCGCCGAGCCCGCCAGCGUCCAAACCCAGUAAUAUUCUGCUAAUCAAGAACCUAGUUCGCCCGUUUACGCUGAAUCAAAUCAAAGAACUACUUUCGCGUACGGGCACCAUCGUGGAAAAUGGAUUCUGGAUGGACCGAAUCAAGUCUAAGUGUAUCGUCGAGUAUUCCAACGAGGACCAAGCUUUCGAGACGAGGCAGGCACUUCACGGGAUCUCCUGGCCUAUGUCGAAUCCAAAGAAGCUUCACGUGGAAUACGCCACGAAGGAGGACAUGGAAACCGCCCGGGAAUCGUCCAAGGACCAACCGGUCGCUCGUAAGACCGAACCGCUCUCGUCGUCCGAUCCGUGGCAGCAGGAAUGGGGUCGCGAGGAGAAAACUAAUACGACCAAGGUGACGGUGGUGAGGGAGUGGGAUCUGGGUAAGGAAGACGGCCAGCAACACAUCAGAGAGAAGGAGCGCGAGAAGAAGGAGCAUGACAGGAAGCGACGACAGAGGAGCCGAAGCCCCGCGUUGGAGGCGCAUCUGCCGGCGCCAGCGCGCAAGUUCAAGAAGAAGGAGGACGACCCACCGCCGGCGAAGCUGCUGGACGAUCUCUUCAGAAAGACGAAGGCCACACCUUGCAUAUACUGGCUGCCGCUUACGAAUGAGCAGGUGAGAAUCAUCGGGUAAUGAUUCCAAGGGUUGAUGAGGCACAAUAUGAUGAUAGUCGUGAAGGAAGAGAUGCGGAGGCAACAUAUGGCGGAACACGCGCGCAGACUGGAAGAGAUGAGACGCGCCGACAGAAACAGAGACGGCCGGCGUCGUCGUAGCCCUAGGAAAUAAACAAAACACAACGUAUCUUUCCUCCUUUGACCUGACUUAAAUUGAACUCAGCUUUAACUGACUCACACUUCUCCGCCUGUCCCCCUCGCUCCCUUUAUUCCGUGUUUUCCCCACAAACGCACUGAAUUUUACUUUUCGUUGUAUUAUAUAUUGUUUAUGGUAGACAUAAGUUCUCCUUGAUUAUUUUAGUUACGGUCUCAGAAAGCUAUAUUAAUACUUAAAUAAUCGUUAUCCAUGAUCGUAUCCUGAUACAUCCUUUCUGAUAAAGAUGAAAAUAUCAAUCCUGAUUUUUAUACAUUUAUUUCGCAAUAAUCUAAUUUCGUUUCUUUUUUUUCCUCAUUUCUCUCUUCACUUUCUCUCGGGAUGUCAACGCGUUUCAUUUCUUAGGUCGAUUAUCGAUGAUGAUAUCUGAUUACCCAGUGCAUGAUCUCCAAUAGGCUCCCUGGCUCCUCGAUUCCCCUCCUCAUGCAUCAGAAUUAAACCUUACUUCUUGCAGGUCAACAUUUAUCUAUCCUACAGAGCAUCAGUAACCGUAGAUCAGACACGGUAGUGGUACUGUGUGUUGCGUCGACAAGACAUGCAGCAGCAGACGAUAAAGUUUUCACUACGACGUGUGAGAGACACACACAUGUGCUCGCGACAACAACCCGCACGAAGAAGACGUGGAAGCCUCUCUGAGGAAAUAGACAGAAAACAUAUUGAUAUAUGUUGGGCUUGUGGAAUAGACUUGGUAUUCCUGGCUGUCAAGUAACGUUCGUUCCUCCGCUCUUUGUCCUGGCUCUGUUUUUUUCUUUACGACGAAUUGGAUCUUGGGCGAGUGCGCGCUGGGAUCAAUGCGCCCUCGUCUGGAUGUCGCAUCAUUAUCAUCGUCGUCGUCGUCGUCGUCUCCCAACACAAGAGAGCAUAGUUUCGAACGUCGGCUGACAGGAGAAAGAAACCUGUGUCUUCAUCUUCUAACUAAUCAUCUCUGCGUAGUCUACUCCAACUUCCUCCGAGAGCGCGAUGGUUUCGGCAACUUCGCUAGCGGCAACUACGUUGAAGCGUCGUCAGUGUUGUAAUCGUGUGAUAGACUAGCACACGAGGCGAGAACAUGUAUGUAAAUAUAAAGCGGUACUCCAUGGUGUGACAUGUAAAAUUAUUAAUAAAUAUUAAAGGAAAACGAACAAUUGUUAGGAUACACGAAAGUAUACAUACAUUUGUCGCUUACUUUUUACGAUACACCGAAUUGAAAAAUUUACUAUUCACUUGUAGAUGGAAAAUUUAAAGCAUGGAUAAUAUACAAAUAUAUGUUUAUGCUUAAAACAGGAACCGCACGUGUCGUUGUAUUACUUCUUGCCUCCGUUGUAAAAUUGUGUCCGAUCAAUUUCACUCACGCCUCUUUCCACCGGCUGUGUUUAAUAAUUUAACUGGUUGGUUAUUCCAACGAAAUCGACCAAUCGCAUUUGUCGAUUCAGAUUAACGAGCCGGUUAUGUUAAUCAAGUUAAUAGAAACGAGCAUUAGAGAU